AUGUACGUGACUGAAACUAUAUCACCUAAGUACGUGACUGAAUCUAUAUCACCUAUGUACGUGACUGAAUCUAUAUCACCUAUGUACGUGACUGAAUCUAUAUCACCUAUGUACGUGACUGAAUCUAUAUUACCUAUGUACGUGACUGAAUCUAUAUCACCUAAGUACGUGACUGAAUCUAUAUCACCUAAGUACGUGUCUUUCUCUAUAUCACCUAUGUACGUGACUCAAUCUAUAUCACCUAUGUACGUGACUGAAUCUAUAUCACCUAAGUACGUGACUGAAUCUAUAUCACCUAAGUACGUGACAGAAUCUAUAUCACCUAAGUACGUGACUGAAUCUAUAUCACCUAUGUACGUGACUGAAUCUAUAUCACCUAUGUACGUGACUGAAUCUAUAUCACCUAUGUACGUGACUGAAUCUAUAUCACCUAAGUACGUGACUGAAUCUAUAUCACCUAAGUACGUGACUGAAUCUAUAUCACCUAAGUACGUGACUGAAUCUAUAUCACCUAAGUACGUGACUGAAUCUAUAUCACCUAUGUACGUGACUGAAUCUAUAUCACCUAUGUACGUGACUGAAUCUAUAUCACCUAUGUACGUGACUGAAUCUAUAUCACCUAUGUACGUGACUGAAUCUAUAUCACCUAAGUACGUGUCUUUCUCUAUAUCACCUAUGUACGUGACUCAAUCUAUAUCACCUAUGUACGUGACUGAAUCUAUAUCACCUAUGUACGUGACUGAAUCUAUAUCACCUAUGUACGUGACUGAAUCUAUAUCACCUAAAUUGCAAAAAUUUGCCUGA
Saccoglossus kowalevskii is the source of this 804-nucleotide messenger RNA. RefSeq lists its product as uncharacterized. The record is from RefSeq and is a predicted model, not a curated record. Lineage: Eukaryota; Metazoa; Hemichordata; Enteropneusta; Harrimaniidae.